Salvia miltiorrhiza (redroot sage) is the source of this 765-nucleotide messenger RNA. RefSeq lists its product as uncharacterized. The record is from RefSeq and is a predicted model, not a curated record. NCBI's taxonomy places the organism in Eukaryota, Viridiplantae, Streptophyta, Magnoliopsida, Lamiales, Lamiaceae. The coding region runs from base 1 to 765 and encodes 254 amino acids. The transcript has a single exon.
AUGACGACGAAUCAACAUCGAAUGAACGGAGGUUGGAGAGGUGGGAGGUGGCGGGCGCCGAGGGCACGGAGGGCUGCGCACUACGCGAGCCCCGUGCGCCACGGCGCGCGCAUAAACUCCCGGGCUGGAUGGCUGCUGGUGGACCGGGGGCAGACGAGGCCGCUGCUGCGUGCGCCGAUGAGGGCUGCGCGUGCGUGUGUGCUUGCGCACCGUGCGCUGUGCGCCCGGGCAGGCGCCAUGCAGCUGCUGCUGCUCUCGGUGCUGGGUUCUGCCGAGGAGGCGUGGUUGCUGGAGUCGGGCGGGGGCGUGAGGGCUGUGCGUGCCGAUGAGGCGUGGCUGCUGGAGUCGGGCGGGGGCGUGAGGGCUGUGCGUACUGGGGAGGCGCGCGCGCGCGUGCUUGCGCGAUGUGUGCUGCGCACCCAGCGCUGCACUGCAUGGCCGUUCGCCCGCUGCCGACGUGCUGCUGCCGUGCCGAGGCUGUUACUGGCUGUGCCGACGCUGCUGGAGCCGAGGGCUACCGCGUCAGGCUGCUGCUGCCGAGCCGAGGUUGCUGCUGCUGCCUGCGCCGGGGACUGCCGCUGCUGUGCUGCUGUUGCUGGACGCCGAGGCUGCUGCUGUUGUGCGCCGGAUGCCACGCCGAGGCUACUGCCGCUGAGCUGCCCGUGCCGGGCUGCUGCUGCGGCGCACGCCGGGAGCUGCUGCGGUGGCGCUGUGCAGCGGGUGUCAAGGAAGGUGGCGGCGGCAGCUAGGGUUUCCAAACCCUAG